Molecule: messenger RNA, 1251 nt
Organism: Medicago truncatula (barrel medic)
Lineage: Eukaryota; Viridiplantae; Streptophyta; Magnoliopsida; Fabales; Fabaceae
Product: ras-related protein Rab11D
Exons: 2
Coding region: 235-891 (218 amino acids)
Molecular function (GO): GTPase activity; GTP binding
Source: RefSeq, a predicted model, not a curated record
GAUUGUUUAGGAGAGGCUUACAGGUCGAAAAAGGAGAAAAGUGUGGCUAUCUACACGAUCCGCACAAAAUCCAGGUUGCUCCAUUUCCGUAACAAAGCAUUUUCAUCUUUGAUUCCUUUUCCCUAAAAAACUCCAAUUCCAAUUCACCGAAAUUCCCUCCUUCAUUCUUCCCGUUACAUCAAAUCAAAUCCAAUUAGUUCAAACAAACUCUACUACAGUUCUUCUUCUUCAACCAUGGCUGGAUACAGAGCAGACGAUGAAUACGAUUACCUUUUCAAACUAGUUCUAAUCGGUGAUUCAGGUGUUGGUAAAUCCAACUUGCUUUCUAGAUUCACUAGAAACGAGUUCAAUUUGGAAUCUAAAUCUACUAUUGGUGUUGAAUUCGCUACCAAGAGUUUGACUGUUGAUGCUAAAGUCAUUAAGGCUCAGAUUUGGGAUACUGCUGGUCAAGAAAGGUACCGUGCCAUCACUAGUGCUUACUACCGAGGAGCUGUCGGUGCUUUACUUGUCUAUGAUGUCACACGGCGUGCUACAUUUGAGAACGCUGCUAGGUGGUUGAAAGAGUUGAGAGAUCACACAGACCCCAACAUUGUGGUCAUGCUUAUUGGAAAUAAGUCGGAUCUCCGACACCUUGUUGCUGUCCCCACAGAAGAUGGAAAGUCUUUUGCAGAGAGGGAGUCUCUCUACUUCAUGGAGACUUCUGCUUUGGAAGCAACCAAUGUAGAAAAUGCAUUCACUGAGGUUCUAUCUCAGAUAUACCGCAUAGUGAGCAAGAAAGCAGUUGAAGCGGGCGAAGGUGGCAGUUCCUCGUCAGUCCCGUCUGUAGGACAGACAAUAAACGUGAAAGAGGAUUCUUCGGUUUUGAAGAGAUUUGGAUGCUGCUCGAACUAGGUGCUUCAUGUAUGUCAGUUGGUUCGAUAGCCUGUGUCAUCUUGUAAAUGUCUGCACUCGAACUGGGAUUUCAACUUGUAGCAUAAGGCUAGUCUUACAUAUGGUUUUGGAUAAUGUUUAAAGCAUCAUUUGCAGGAUUUGUUUUUCUUAUAGCGGUAUUUUUAAAGUUGUACUUAACAAAUAGGACUACCCAAAUUCAUACAGGUCAAGUUUUAUUUGCAGGAUUUUGAUAUUUGCUAUGCUCCAGUAAUGGUGCAGCAAAUAACAGUUUGAAUGUCAUUGUUUAGAAUCAAAGAUUUGAAACCCUUAUGUUUAGUUUCGUUAUACUGUUAAGACCAUAUACAUGUUCUAGCUAUUGCA